Molecule: messenger RNA, 990 nt
Organism: Phytophthora nicotianae INRA-310
Lineage: Eukaryota; Oomycota; Peronosporomycetes; Peronosporales; Peronosporaceae
Exons: 2
Coding region: 51-383 (110 amino acids)
Source: RefSeq, a predicted model, not a curated record
ACUACCGUUACCACUUCAAUAAGAGACCCCAUUUGGUAAAGCCCUCGAUAAUGGCGAAGGUGGCGGCGCGACGUGCAGGUUCCACAAGCCACGUCUGGGGCUACGUGAUUGUGCUGACGGCGGCGCUGGCCUUCAUCUCAUCCAUGUACGUCAUGGUCUUCUCCAAGCUGCUACUGCUGCUCCCAGAGGCUGCUUCUACUCCAACUAAAGAGGUUGACGACACCACACUCCCCAAUUCAGGGCAAGAAGCACAAAGCUCCAGUCUGUUGUUGGCUCUGGAGAGAGACGUGUACUACCGCUACCUGGUGCCUCUCACGAUCCCUGUGACCAUUUUGGCCUGCUACGCCAACUGGGUCAGUCUCAAGUUCUUCCGCCACAACUAACAGUCUACAGUCAAUAGCUUACGUUUCUAACCAAUUGAGUCAGUUAGAAAUGGCCACAAGUCCUGAAUGACUUGUUCUCAGUCUCGUCUUUCGAUUAGGCUUUGGACGCUGCUACCUUCUGCUGAUUCUCGCGCACUUUGCGUGCUAGCAGCUUUAGAAACGCCGCUUGCUUUGGGUUCGCACGCACACUCUCCAGUGUCCAGCCGCCCUUGUUGCUCGUAGUCGACAGCAGCUUCGUCUGCUUUACAGCAGCCUGUGAGAGCUUGACGUAUCGGUUAAAGGCGCCACUGUGUUCAGGGAAUUUGGCCACGCACGCGCCGAUCUCGCUAGGAAACAGAUUAAAACCCACCACCACGCGCUUCAUUGGGAGAUAUGAAUCCGCAUCUACCGGAGAUGACGGAAGCGUGCGUACUCGGCCACUAAAGUGAGGGAAUUCACCGUCACACAGGAUUCCGCGACGAUAUUUGUACGCUACGUGCUUCCAUCCCGACUCGCGUUUACUCAACGUCUCCAGCUCGUCUGUAGAUAGCCGAUGUGGCUGCUUGCGCGUCUUAUAGCCGUACUUAUCAUAGUGUGGUAAUCCCGUCAGAUUCACGUGGAAUCCCCC